GGAAAAUUUUGACCCAUGCUGAAAGUUUUCCUCGGUUUUAAUUUGUUUUCGUUGAAAUUGUCCAGCCUACGGAGGACACUAUGAAUAGUAGUAUCAUGAAAACAGAAUACAUGUCCGCUCCAGUAACUGCAUUAGCCUUUGCUGGGGAUCUACUUCUCGCAGGUGAAGGUCCAUGUCUCCACCUGUAUGAUGUCACAUCCACAGAACACCUGCAGGUGCACCAGGUGCUGAAACAUGCCAACAUACAUGGCAUUAGAACAGAUGACGGUGGGAAAGACUGUUGGAAUGUUGCUUUGUUUGGACAAAAGACUCUACAACUAGUCCAAAUAAGACACAAUGAAAGUGCAGUACACAGAGAAAGUGUCCUUGUGAGACCAGAUCAUCAUGGAGAAUGUGAAGUUCAUGACUGGAUCUGGGAUGUCUGUUGGCUGCUUCCUCACCAAACACUGGGAAAGGAUGUGAGACAGUUAGCCUUGGCCCUUGGUCACAACACUGUGGUCUUAUGGGAUGCCAAGGCCAAGAGGAGCAUCAGAGAGGUUCACUGCCAGGAGAAGUGUAUUCUCUACUGUGCCCACUUUAUUGGCAGCUCCUGGCCUGACCUUGUGCUUGCAGCUGGUACUGUGUUCAGGGAGGUGGUAUUAUGGAAGCCAUUUGGCCAGGAGGAAGACCAAGAUUGUGUGUCUGUUCUACAGAGAAUAACUGGACAUCAGGGUGUCAUAUUUUCUGUGUGCUACCAUCCACCUACCGGGCGGCUGUGUACGGCAUCUGAUGACAGGAGUGUGCGGCUGUGGCAGGUGGCAGGGCCACAACAGCAGGUGCUGGACACCAGAAAAGAUAUGGGUACUGUUGGACAGUUUGAACUGGUGCUUGAAGUAUACGGCCAUGGCUCCAGGGUUUGGGACGUGCAGCUAACACAGGAUUACAUCAUCAGUGUUGGAGAGGAUGCCCAGUGCAUUGUGUGGAACAUGCAAGGUGAAAUAGUCAAAGCAUUCAGAGGACACAGGGGAAAUAGCAUCUGGAGUUUGGCUGUCUCUAAGCAACUACAGCUAGUGGCCACAGGAGGAGGGGACACCAGCAUCAGACUGUGGAGACUUCCUGACUCAGCCACGCCUCAGUCAGAGGCAGUUGGGACAUCCUCUACCCUGGAUCUGCCAUUAUCUUCGGGUGAUUUCCCUCGAUCCCUUGCAUCUUGUCUGGACCAUUUAUUCCUUGUGGUAACAGACCAGGGAUCACUAUACAGCUACAACACUGCCACCUGUCAAUGGAGCCUGGUACUGCAGGAUCCUGUCUACAGCUCCUACAGCCUAUUGGAGGUUUCUACUCAAGGAAUGGUUGCAAUGGGCAGCUUAGCAGGGACAAUCAAAGUCUUCUUCAUAAGCAAACCCAGUGCAUGCUGGGAAACUGCAGUGUAUGAUGGGAAGGUACUGAGCUUAACGUGGAUGGAACAGAGUGCUGAAACUGUCGCUUCACCUGGUCAUCUCUUGUCCUGUGGACCAGAAGGGGAGGUGAUCUGGUGGACCACUUAUACUGGAACGGAGGCGGGUAUUGCUGUCCAGAAGACAGCCACUUUUCAGCUGCCCUACAGCAGACAGCGCUGGCUAACCUGUGCACUGCUGUCACAGGCGGACAGCACAGUUGUGUGUGGGGACAGGAGAGGGUCACUUCACUGCUACAGGAAACAGGAAGGAGGUCAACCUACUCAGCCCUUCCAAAGUUUGCUGGGUAUCCAUGGGAAGACCGGGGUGACCUCUGUGCAGAUGUACAGAAGCCAUGUGUACAGUACAGGCAGAGAUGGUCACUACAGACAGUUUCAGCUGUGUGGUACAGGACAGCAACUGCUGAAAAACAACAGAGUAUACAAGGGCUUUGAUUGGUUAGAGAAACUGACCUUCUCCGAAGGUGGAGAGGUGCUUGCAAUGGGAUUCCACACUUCCAAUUUUGUAGUGUGGAGUCUGUCCACCAAUGAGCCCCUGCUGCAGGUCCAGUGUGGGGGAGGGCACAGAGCAUGGGGCAUUCUCCCCAGCUCCUGCCAGGGGGCGCUGUUUUCAUACAUCAAAGCUCGAUCCAUUCAGCUGACAAAGGGGCCCUCCAUCUCAGGCAACAAGAGGCUCAUUCUGAAGGACAGCUUACAUGGCAGAGAAAUUACCUGCCUCAAGUUCCUUGGCUGGGCAACAAACAAUGAAGGUGCUCAACAUGCCAUUUGUGCCACAUCAAGUGAAGACACAACCAUCAACAUUGUUGCACUAAAGUAUAAGCCACUAUCUGAGCUGGUGGUAUUGGACUCCAUUCAGGACCACAUUUCCAGUGUCCGAUGUCUUGCAGUCUGCCCACAGCAUGCCACCUCAGGGUCCAGCCAGUGUGCCAGCUCACCAAAACUACUCUUCAGCGGCGGGGGCAGGGCACAGCUCAAGUGUUACAGGGUGUCUGUGUCCAGCCGUUGUGGCUCGGGUGGUGGACGCAACAGAAAACAACGCUCUAAGAAAGAUACAUGCACAGCUCAAAACAUGGAGACCAACACACAACAGAUUAGACACCUACCCAAAGUAGAUGUUCCUGUCAAAGAGACACAAGGUUGUACGAGUGUGGACAGACUAUCAGACACAUCAGCUAGUAAAUCUGAUCCAGGAAACAACAGGAGAGUACAGGAGGAAAGCACUGAUGACCAUUGUGAUACCACUGAUACUGAACCGACCACCUCAGAUGUAGAAUGCCACAUUGAGUACCUCACAUCCCACAACCUUGUAGAGAGGAGAAAGAGGAAGAAGAAGUCUGGAGCAGCUCAGCUUGAGGAAGAAGAAGAAGUGGAGAUGAGAUACAUGGCACUGACGGCAUGGCAGGGGAGACAGGGGGAGACACAUGCUGCUCACCUGUACUUCGUGGCAGCUGCUUGCUCAGAUGGCUUCCUUAGAUUAUUUGUGUAUGAUGACAGAGAUAGAAGGAUGCGGCUCUUCUGUGUGAGUGACUUCCACCACCACUGUGUCCUCUCUGUGGAUCACUUCUUCACUACAACACCAGACGGAACCAUGCACACCUAUGUCAUAUCAGGGGCCACCGAUGGACAGACUGCUGUGUGGAAUGUAACACCUUUUCUGUCUUCUGUGUAUCAUCCUACCCACCACGACAUCAGGGUCCCAGAGAUGGUAGAGGCGAGUGCUAAAGUACCACAGAUUCUGUCAACGGGAACUACAGAAUCACAAGAUGGCACAAACGCUUCAACAAUAGACUCACCUGUUCUUAAGAUGAAGUUAAAUUCAGGUUUCCCUGGAAAGACUUCCAAACUGAAGAUGGACUCUCCCGAUGUGUUACUGAAGAAUCAUCAGUCAGGAGUGAAUGCUGUCAGCAUACGGAGGGUAGACAGUGACCAUUACCUGCUAGCCAGUGGAGGAGAUGACAACAGUCUGCAGGUUACAGUCCUGGCUGUGCAAGAAGACACUCCUAAUGAGCCUGUCAUUGUUACUAUGGCAACCAGCUCUGUCCUAUCUGCUCAUGCUGCCACAAUAACAGGUGUGCACAUUGUAGAUAACUGCACCAUCUUAACAACCUCUGUGGACCAAAGGAUGAAUAUGUGGAAGUGCCAAUUGAUUUUAAAACCCACAACACAGUGUCACCUAUCUUUCCUACAUGGGAAGUUUUGCCACAUUGCUGACAUUGCUGGACUGGAGUGUUGGAAUGAUGAAUGUGGACAACUGUACAUUGCUGUGUGUGGGCAUGGCAUACAGAUACUCAGCUCUACCCACCUGUGAUCUCAGCAUUUCCUGUCCAGUGUACUUUAAAACAAAUUGUACCCUCAUCAUCAAGCCCAAAUGCGCUUGUUUUAAAUGUAGGACAUCUAACAUUGUUAUUAAAAAAAUCCAACCUGCUUAAAAAUACUGUCCCCUAAUACCGAGUAGUAGUGUAAUAUGCUGACCCAAAGGUGCUGUAUAAAGGUAUAAAACAGAUCAUCUGACAAGUUAACCAGUACAUUUGUAUAUAGGCCACACCGACUUAAUUAUAUGGAUGACAUCCACAAGCGCUUUGAUUUUCACCUGUGAGCGCUGUGAUUUUCAACAAGUCCUCCAAGGUUCUGGCCUGGCUCUAGGCCUGGGUAGUCCAUGGUAGUUAGUGACAAUACAGAGCUGGUGGUAACUCUGGAGGAUGGCACCCAGGCUGCAGAAGCUCCACGGCAGCAAGAACUCAAAUUCCUCAAAAAGCAAGCAUGUGCUGGCUCGUUGUAUAUUUGCGCUAUGUACUGCCACAAAUUCACAAUACCUGAGCUUUGCAUUCCUGUGGUUUAGUAGCAUUUUUAUUUUUGGCCGGAAUUUUUUUUCAUUCCCCUGUGCGCACUAGUUGGGGGCCUUCAGAGGAUGUCAUUCAUAAAAUUUAGUCGGUGUGGCCUUAAGUGAAAUCCAUGCUGAAAAUAUUGAAUCACUAAUUAAACAGAUCUAUAGUCAUAUUCUGUGGCCAAAUAUACAUUUUGUAUGUGCUACCAGGUUGUAAAAAGGCAUACUACAUUAUUGCUCCCAAUUUUGCCACAGGUUUGACAGUUUUCAUUAAUGAGCUUUCAUGUUUCUUAGUUUGUUACAUGAGGUUUAGGGAUAGAUAAUCCAGCAUCUGUUUCCAUAAUAAUGAUAACAUCAAGUUUCUGACCUGACAUUUGCACACUAGAAUUGACAUGUGGGAGAGAGUGAGUGUGCAUCAUACAUGUUAGUCACACUCUAAUUCAUUGACUUCAUAACAACUGACAUUUCUGAUGUGGAGAAAAUGUGGAAUAAAAACAAACAUUCAGAGGAAGAAGGAAGUAUGAAGAUAAAAAUGAAAAUAGACAGUAGACAAUUCAGGAGCACAGAAACUCUAAUGUUCAUAAUUUUAUGUGAAACUGGAAAAAAUAUGAGUUUUGACCUGGUCUUGUGAUGAUUUGGUCUUGUGAUUAUCAUUACUUUAAAGCUUGCAUAUUGUUGGUGUUGCCCCCCAUAUGACCCUGAGUCAGCAUAAACCAAGGGCAGCUCAGUCUGCUCUGUGCACCUGCACCCAUUCAUGACCUGUAAUUGAUGUGUUUUUGAAGAUGUCUGUUUCCUCUUCUUGGUAAUGUGAGCACACAGAAAUCCCCUACCAGCCACCACAAGGACAGGGAUGAACCUCAGGGUGCCGAGUUGCUAUCAGCCUUGAAACAUUGACCCAAUUAUAUGGUCAGUGACAUUCAAUGCUAGUCACAUGUUUUCAAACUUACUAAUAUGGGAAAACUCAAGGUAAGAAAAGAAAAUUUGGUGUGAAGCAAAAAAUUCAUUUGUCCAACACAAGUUUUUGACUGUCAGCGAGGGACAGGGAGUCCCUGGCGGUUCAAAAGAAAUCAAUUUUGGGACACAAAUUGGAAAGUAUCCAAGAAGACGAUAAUUGAUGAGCCUCGUGAUGAGCCUCGGGGCCGGGUGCUGACUGAAUGCUCAGUCAACACAAUACUUGUACUUGUUUGUAGAGUGCACCUGUAGUUUCCUGUGUAUUAUCAACCUGUACAUGUAUACUCAACGUUUUAGCAGGAUCUAUUUCUGUGAAGGCAUUUCAAAAGAGACAAACAUGAGUAAACGAUGCAUUUGUACAAGAAAUAGAAUCAGAAUGCU
Branchiostoma belcheri (Belcher's lancelet) is the source of this 5591-nucleotide messenger RNA. Its product is annotated as WD repeat-containing protein 6-like. Gene Ontology annotation, cellular component: cytoplasm. NCBI's taxonomy places the organism in Eukaryota, Metazoa, Chordata, Leptocardii, Amphioxiformes, Branchiostomatidae. The transcript has 28 exons. Gene Ontology annotation, molecular function: protein binding. The record is from RefSeq and is a predicted model, not a curated record. Gene Ontology annotation, biological process: tRNA methylation. The coding region runs from base 81 to 3743 and encodes 1220 amino acids.